This is a messenger RNA of Anolis carolinensis (green anole), 6437 nucleotides long. RefSeq names its product semaphorin 6B (gene sema6b). NCBI's taxonomy places the organism in Eukaryota, Metazoa, Chordata, Lepidosauria, Squamata, Anolidae. Gene Ontology annotation, biological process: positive regulation of cell migration; semaphorin-plexin signaling pathway; negative chemotaxis. The record is from RefSeq and is a predicted model, not a curated record. The coding region runs from base 1063 to 3774 and encodes 903 amino acids. The transcript is spliced from 17 exons. Gene Ontology annotation, molecular function: chemorepellent activity; semaphorin receptor binding. Gene Ontology annotation, cellular component: plasma membrane.
AUGAGCACGCAAAGAUACUGUGGGACUUCCGAAUCCAGACUGACAAAGUUCUGGAACACAACACACCAGACAUCACAGUUGUGGAAAAGAAAAAAGGUUUGGAUCAUUGAUGUCGCCAUCCCAGGUGACAGUCACAUUGACGAAAAACAACAGGAAAAACUCAGCCGCUCUCAGGACCUCAAGAUUGAACUUCAAAGACUCUGGCAGAAACCAGUACAGGUGGUCCCGGUGGUCAUGGGCACAUCAAAAGAUCUCAGCCGGCAUUUGGAAACAAUAGACAUUGACAAAAUUAUGAUCUGCCAACUGCAAAAGGCCACCCGACUGGGAUCUGGGCGCAUCAUCCGAAAAUACAUCACACAGUCCUCGACACUUGGGAAGUGUUCGACUUGUGAUUUUGUGAUACGAAAUCCAGCAUGUCUACCUUGUUUGCUGUGUCAUACAAUAAAAUAAUAAUAAUAAUAAUAAUAAUAAUAAUAAUAAUAAUAUAGUAAUAAUAGUAAUAGUAAUAAUAGUGACCAGAGGCAGGAUGGCCAUCUGUUGAGAGGGCUUGGGUUGUGUCUCCUUGCCUGGCAGAAGGGGGUUGGACUAGAUGGCCCUUGGGAUCCCUUCCAACUCAAGCAUUUGUUUUGGUCUCUUGAUGGGAUGGAGAGCUCUAGUUUUCCUUCCCCCCCAUUCCGCAAUAGCGCCCCCUGUUGGCGCCCCGAGGAACAUCGCCCCAGGGAGGCCAGUGGUAACCCCAUCCUUCAGGGACGGUCUGUGGAAAAAGAAAGGGAAGGAAAGAAAAGACGGGCCGAGCUUUCUCAUGCCAGAGAAUGAGAGAGAGGGUAACUUGAUCCGGUUUGAUUGUCCGCGCCGGGGAAGAGAAGAAACCGAGGAGCAGGGGGGCGAAAGAGAGAACGAGAAAGAGAGGAAGAAGAGAACAACUGGUCUUAAAGGGGGGGGGAUCAGGUGGCAGGAAAAGGGGCACAACGUUCCCGUUUUGCUCCGAGGAGAGACGGGAUCCGGACGAGGGAGGGGAGCCGGAGAUCCAUGACACGGCGUUCGGUCUGACGGGUGCCCCACAUGAAGACCAUGAACCCCGCUUGCCUGACCCCCGUCUUGCUUCUGCUGCUGGAGGUCCCCGUCCACGCGCUCUUCCCCGAAGAACCCGGCCCCAUCAGCGUGGCCCUCGACGAAUAUGUGAAGCAAUACUCGGUCUUUGUGGGGAACGGCAUGGGACGUUUCUCCAGCCAAGAUGGAGGAGCUGAGCGCCUCAACAUCCAGCGCAUGCUGAUCGUCAACAGGACCUUGUUCGUCGGAGAAAGGGAUAACUUGUACCGGAUCAGCCUGGAACCGACCUCAGCCAGCGAGAUGCGAUACCACCGGAAGCUGACGUGGACCUCCAACCAGCACGAUAUCAACAUCUGUCGGAUGAAGGGGAAGCACGAGGCAGAAUGCCGGAAUUUUAUCAAGGUCCUGCUCCUUCGCAACGACAACAUGCUCUUCGUCUGCGGCAGCAACGCUUUCAACCCGAUCUGUGCCAACUACAGCAUGGACGGCCUCGAACUCAUCGGGGACAACAUCAGCGGCAUGGCCCGGUGCCCCUACGACCCCAAACAUGCCAACGUCGCCCUCUUUACAGGCGGGAUGCUCUUCACGGCCACCGUGACGGAUUUCCUGGCCAUCGACGCCGUGAUUUACCGCAGCCUGGGAGACAGCCCGACCCUGCGCACCGUCAAGCACGACUCCAAGUGGUUCAAAGAACCCUACUUUGUCCAUGCUGUGGAGUGGAAGAGCCACGUCUACUUCUUCUUCCGAGAGAUCGCGAUGGAGUUUAACUACUUAGAGAAGGUGGUGGUCUCGCGGGUGGCGCGAGUGUGCAAGAACGACAUGGGCGGCUCGCAGCGGGUGCUGGAGAAGCAGUGGACCUCCUUCCUCAAGGCCCGGCUCAACUGCUCGGUGCCGGGAGAUUCCCACUUCUACUUCAACGUCAUCCAGUCGGUCACUGACAUCUUGGAGAUUGACGGGAGGCCUGUGGUCCUGGCAGUCUUCUCCACCCCGGCGAACAGCAUUCCCGGCUCGGCGGUCUGCGCCUUCGACAUGACCCAAAUCGCCUCUGCCUUCGACGGCCGUUUCCGGGAGCAGAAAUCUCCCGAAUCGAUUUGGACCCCAGUGCCGGAGGAGCUGGUACCCAAACCGCGACCGGGCUGUUGCACGGCACCGGGGAUGCGCUACAACUCCUCCAGCUUCCUCCCGGACGAGAUCCUCAACUUUGUCAAGACGCACCCGUUGAUGGACGAAUCGGUGCCGUCUCUGGGCAACGCACCCUGGAUCGUCCGGACCAUAACCCGGUAUCAGCUCCGGAAGAUCGUGGUCGACCCGGCCGCCGGACCCGGCCGGAACCACACCGUGGUCUUCCUGGCCUCCGACGCGGGCACCGUCCUCAAGUUCCUCGUCCGCACCAACCUGAGUCUCGGCUCGGUCGCAGCAAAGGCCGGAAGCCACAGCGUGUUGCUGGAGGAGUUCGAGACGUACCCGAGCGAGCGGUGCGGCAAGGACGGCGGGUACGAGCGGCGCCUGCUGGCUGUGGAGCUGGACAAGGCCUCGGCCUCUCUGCUCCUGGCCUUCCCUUCCUGCGUGGUCCGGGCCCCCGUGGCCAGGUGCCACCAGCACUCGGGCUGCAUGAAGAACUGUCUGGGCAGCCGCGACCCCUACUGUGGUUGGACGCCGGAAGGGACUUGUAUUUUCCUCGAACGCAACCCCAGGUCGGCGUUUGAGCAAGACAUUCGCGGAGGAAGGACCUCGCACCUCGGAGACUGCGAAGGUCUGGUGACGGAAAGCUUUGUGGACGAGCCGGACGGCCUGGUGUCGGUCAACCUCUUGGUGAUCUCCUCCGUGGCCGCCUUCGUGAUCGGCGCCGUGAUCUCGGGCUUCAGCGUGUGCUGGUUCAUCGGCCACCGUGACCGGAAGGAGCUGGCCCGCCGCAAGGACAAGGAGAACAUUCUGUCCCACAGCGAGUCGGUGGUCAGCGUCAGCCGGAUGGGCGAGCGGCGCUCCCGCGGCCAGCCGGAGAACCUUUUGGCGCCGCUGAUGCAGAACGGCUGGCCCAAGGGCCUCAUCAAGGUCAGCCAGCACGACUUGGAUUCGGGGGUGUUGCCCACGCCGGAGCAGACCCCGUUGCAGCAGAAGCGGUGCCCGAAGCCGUGCACCUGGGAGUACAGCCACAAUCUCAUCAACGCCUCCCUGCGAGGCGGCGACCCGCCCUCGUCGGUGAUCCUCCUCCACACCGGCCACAGCCCCGCGGCCCCCCACCACAUCACCGCUGGGCGCGUGUUGCCCAUCUCGUGCCACUCCAUGUUGAUGGACCAAGAACUGGAGGGCGAGGCGGUGGAUAUGCGCUACCUGCCGAUCGGCAGCGGGAGCCUCGGCAGCGGCAAGGAGCGGCCCCGCGGGGUCCCGUCGCCACAGCCCCCCUUGCAUCGGCCCUGUGGGGCUCGGAGCUCUUACGGCGGCGGCGAGAUGCCCAUCACGCCCCACGACAGCCCCGACCGGCGGCGGGUGGUCUCGGCCCCCAGCGGGGAGACGGGGGACUCAGCCCCGUGGGACCCCGACAAGCCGAACUCGAACGGCGACAACGUCGCACACCUGAAGCGGAACCACACGUUCAACAGCGGGGGACGGGCGCAUCCACAGCACCCGCGGGCACCCACACUGGGGCCUCACCACACCCUCACGGACUUGAGCCACUUGCUGAAAUACGGCGGCGUAGAGCGGACUGCCUCCUCCGUCAAAUAGGGUGGCCUGCCCCCGGGUGGGGGGGCGUAGCUCGGCUUGGUGGCCUCCCUCUUCACCACGAGGCAGGCGGCGGGGUUUCGUGGCAAAGCGGGGGGAACAACAUGACCACGGAAGGACCCUGGUUCCUACGCGGGGAGGGACAGAGAGGGAGUCGGACCUGUGCUCGCCCUUAAAGGAGAGCGGCGAACAUCCCGAUCAUCCCGGAAGCUUCGUUCGAAGCGACAAAAGAACAUAAACAAAAGCAAUGGGGGAGUCUGUUCUCUCUCUCGUGUGUGAGCGUGAGUGUGUGUGUGUAAGUUUGGGGGGGAUUUUCAUCCUGGCGCUUCCUCGUUGGACUUUUCUUUUCAUGGCACUUGCGGACACACGGCCGGCGGGCGAGCGAAUAGAUGUGCAGAUCAUUCUUGGACGUUGCCCCAUCCGCUCUGGCUCUUCUACCACUAUGGGACAGAGGAGGGUGGGGAGGAGAUUAUAAUCAGAAACGUGUGCUCAUCAGGGGAGUUGCGGAAGGAGGUACAUCAUCGGCUCGGGAGGGAAAUUGCGGAAGGAGGUAUGGCAUCAACUUGGGAAGGAAAUGGCGAAAGAAGUUCUACAACUCUGGUGUGCAACGCCACAAAAAAAAAAGGCGGGAGGAAAUUAUAAUCAGAAGUGUCUGCUCACCAGGGAAAUUGCGGAAGGAGGUACAGCAUCAACUUGGGAGGGAAAUUGCGAAUGAAGUUCUACAACUCUAGUGUGUGACACUGCAAAAAAGGGAAAGGUGGGGAGAUUAUAACCAGAAGCAUCUGCUCACCAGGGAAAUUGCGGAAGGAGGUAUGUCAUCAGCUCGGGAGGGAAAUUGCAAAAAAGAGUUCUACAACGCUGGUGUGCGAUGCCGCAAAAAAGAGGAGGGCGGGGAGGAGAUUAUAAUCAGAAGCCUCUGCUCACCAGGGGAGUUGCGGGAGGAGAUAUGGCAUCAACUUGGGAGGGAAAUUGCGAAAGGAGUUCUACACCUCUGGUGUGCGAUGCCGCAAAAAAGGAGGGUGGGGAAGAGAUUAUAAUUGAAAGUGUCUGCUCACCAGGGAAAUUGCGGAAGGAGGUACGGCAUCAGCUCAGGAGGGAAAUUGCGAAAGGAGGUAUGGCAUCAACUUGGGAGGGAAAUUUCAAAAAGAGUUCUACAACUCUGGUGUGCGACACUGCAAAAAAGAGAAGGGUGGGGAGAUUAUAACUGGAAGCAUCGGCUCAGGAGGGAAAUUGCAGAAUUUCAUCAGAGGUAUGUCAUCAGCUCGGGAGGUAAAUUGCAAAAAGAGUUCUACAACUCUGGUGUGCGAUGCCGCAAAAAUGAGGGCGGGGAGGAGAUUAUAAUCAGUGUUUGCUCACCAGUGAAGUUGCAGAAGGAGGUACGGCAUCAACUUGGGAGGGAAAUUGCAAAAGGAGUGCUACAACUCUGGUGUGCGAUGCCGCAAAAAGAGUAGGGCAGGGAGAUAUUAUAAACAGAAGCAUCUGCUCACCAGGGAAAUUGUGGAAGGAGGUACGUCAUCGACUUGGGAGGGAAAUUGCAAAAGGAGUGCUACAACUCUGGUGUGCGAUGCCGCAAAAAGAGUAGGGCAGGGAGAUAUUAUAAACAGAAGCAUCUGCUCACCAGGGAAAUUGUGGAAGGAGGUACGUCAUCGACUCCGGAAGGAAAUUGUGGAAGGAGGUAUUGCAUCAACUUGGGAGGGAAAUUGCAAAAAGAGUUCUACAACUCUGGUGUGCGACACCGCAAAAAGGAGGGUGGGAAGAGAUUAUAAUUGGACACAUCUGCUCACCAGGGAAAUUGCAUAAGGAGGUACGUCAUCGGCUCGGGAGGGAAAUUGCGGAAGGAGGUACGGCAUCAAUUAGGGAGGGAAAUUGCGAAAGAAGUUCUACAAAUCUGGUGUGCAACACCACAAAAAAGAGGAGGGCAAGCAGGAGAUUGUAAUUGGAAGCGUUUGCUCACCAGGAAAAUUGCGGAAGGAGGUAUGGCAUCAAAUCGGGAGGGAAAUUGCGAAAGAAGUUCUACAACUCUGGUGCCGAAAAACGACAGAUUUGCUACCGGCCAACCUCUUUCUUUCCCUGUUUCCCCCUUUGUUUUGUCUGGAUCCGGUUUCCCGGAACUGUGAAAGGGGGGGGAAACGAAUCCUUCUUCCGUCCCAUACUAAUUUCUUUCCCUUUCGAGUGAGAUUUCUCACCCUGAAAUGUUCCGUAUCCGAUGUAUUGGGAAUUGAUCUGAUCCGGGGGUCUUUUGUGUUGUUCUGCUUGUGGGGGGCCGAGAGAGAGAGAGAGAUUUGACGGAUGUGUGUUGCCCCAUAAAUGCACUUAGGGGAGGAGAUUAUAAUCGGAAGCGUCUGCUCACCAGGGAAAUUGCGAAAGGAGGUCUGUCAUCGAUUCAGAUUCUCCCCUCCAAAAAACUAUCCCCUUUCUCCCCCGUCAAAAGGGGGGUGGGGACCAAAAUAAGCACACUGUAAAUAGGGUGCGGGAAGCAUGGGGGUCAGGAGCCGGGCGGGUGCGACGUCCGCGACCUGUGCGACCCCCAAAAAGACCCCCCGGGGCUCCUCAUCUUUUAAAUAUGCGCGUCUCUCCUGCAUGCGACAGCAGUACGAAACCUCUCUGUAUCAAUCUGGAGAAAACAAAGAUUAUCUCCCUUCCAAUAAACCUUUGUUUACAACGAA